Molecule: messenger RNA, 5121 nt
Organism: Paramisgurnus dabryanus
Lineage: Eukaryota; Metazoa; Chordata; Actinopteri; Cypriniformes; Cobitidae
Product: protein phosphatase 1 regulatory subunit 12A
Biological process (GO): signal transduction
Cellular component (GO): cytoplasm
Molecular function (GO): phosphatase regulator activity; enzyme inhibitor activity; protein kinase binding
Source: RefSeq, a predicted model, not a curated record
AGAAGAUUUACUGACGACUUAACGCUCCUGACAUCCGUGCUAAAAAUAAACACGAGACAUUUUAAUAGAUUUAAUGGUUACGAUGGGAGUUAAGUAGAAAAUAUAAUGGUAUAUAUGGGUCUCUAAACGUAAUUCUACUGGAUUUAAAGGUUAUAUUCAGAAUUUGCCUAUGUCGGUUUUAGUGAAAACUUCAUGCCUAUUGUGGUAAUGCGUUGGAUUCGUUUGAUGGGAUUUAUCUGAAAACCAUUAAAUCCUAGUGGACGCUACGUACAUAAAAUACUAUUUUAAUGUUUUUAUAAUUGUAAAUGGCUUAAAUGGUUCAUAACAACAUUUGUGGUUUGUGGUUAAAACCAUUAGAAUUGGUGUUGUUUUUCAGCGAGGAUCCCAUACAGAGCGCUUUGUGAAUCGGUUCGACUGAAUCGUUUUUUUUUUUAAGAAUCAUUCGUUCGCGAAUCGGACAUCCCUUCACUGAUAAACUGAAACUCCCCGGGUGAGACUGAGGGAGGAAGAUGGCGGCCACUGACCGUUCCCGGUCCGAAGCUGCUAAGCAGCGGCGCCAGGAUCAGCUCCAACGGUGGCAGGGAUCGGAGACGGACCGGACCGGGUCGGAGACGAGGAGCCAUUCCUCCGCUCCCGGAAGCCGACGAGGCCGAGUGCGCUUCGCCCAGGGCGCCGUGUUCAUGGCCGCCUGUUCCGCUGGGGACAAGGAGGAGGUGUCGGAGCUCCUGCGACAGGGAGCAGAUAUCAACCACGCCAAUGUAGACGGACUGACGGCACUGCAUCAGGCCUGUAUUGAUGAAAAUGCAGAAAUGGUUCAGUUUCUGGUGGAAAGCGGCAGUGAUGUAAACCGAGGAGACAAUGAGGGUUGGACGCCCCUCCACGCCGCCGCCUCCUGCGGUUUCGUCCAGAUUGCAAAGUAUUUGCUCGAACAUGGGGCAAAUGUGGGAGCUGUUAACAGCGAGGGUGAACUUCCACUUGACGUCGCCACCGAGGACGCUAUGGAGAGACUGCUAAGAGCCGAGAUUAAAAAACUGGGUAUUGAUGUGGAGCAGGCCAGAAGAGAAGAAGAGAGAGUAAUGCUUCGGGACGCCAUGGCCAUGGUGGGAGGAACCGGCGCUCUAAUUUCGCAUCCAAACACGCAGGCCACAGCGCUGCAUGUAUCUGCUGCUAAAGGAUACAUUGAGGUGUUAAAGGUACUGCUGCAGUGUACGGUGGACGUGGACAGUCGGGACAGCGACGGCUGGACAGCGCUUCACGCGGCGGCUCACUGGGGUCAGGAAGAGGCCUGUAGUCUGCUCGUCGAACACAUGUGUGACAUGAGCGCGCUUAAUAACGUGGGCCAAACUCCACUUGACGUAGCCGAUGAGAACCUCAUUGAUAUCUUGGAGGAACUUCAGAAGAAGCAGAACGUUAUGCGUUCAGAGAAACAGAAGAUCCAGACACCCGUCAUCGAGACCAGCCCACCUGUUUCUUCGGCACCUGCUCGACCUCGCAGGACAUCAAUCUCUCGUAUGAGCAGCAAAGAAAAAAUCACUCUUCACGAAAGAGAGAAGCACGCCCUGCCCACGCUCCAAACUCCGCCCGCCGAAGAGGAGGAAGAGGAUACGACGCACACGGUGCACGCACCCAAAGCCUCUAGCAGCUCCAGUUCAGAGGAAGAGAGCGAAUCAGAGAGCGACGCUGAGUCAGAGAAAGCAAAAACGCGAGAAAGGAUCAACAACUUGAACAACAAACUCAACAAUUCUGCUUCCGUUGUGAGCGGUAUGGUGACCAGUACUGUCGGAAACCAGGCUAAAAAGGGUGAACCCGUCCGGACGUCAUCGACGGAUGCUCCGGUUUCCUGGAGAACGUCUUUGCGUAAAGCAGACAGCUCUGUAACGCUGGGCUCUGCUGGGGCCUCGGACUCAACCGGUGAGGCCCUCAAGGGCCCAGAAUCUAAACUGGGCAUGACACGCUCGGCAUCUAGUCCUAAACUAAGUUCAGAGUCUGAUAAUAAGGAGCCAAGGCUGGCCCGCGUGCAACCAACUCCGUCCAGGCGCUUGUUCAGCAUUUCGGACACCAGCACCACCACCACCAAUACGGACAACCCCAGCAGCUGGUUGAGCCGGAGCUCUUCGUACACGCGCCGAACGAACAGCCAGCCAACGAACGACGUGUCAGGUCUGUUAUCUCGCAGCUCAUCUUAUGGAAGGAAGCUUGAUGACUCUUCAAUGAACUCUUUAACCACGGGAAUCUCGGGAUUCAGUCGCCUAAGCUAUCUGAGACCAGCUCAGGAAGAUGCAGAUAAGAAGGAACCCGUUUCUGUGACAACCUCCAACUCUGUCACCUCGACAACCACAAUCGGAGAUUCAGAUGCCAAACAGAGACGCAGAUCUUAUCUGACUCCGGUGCGUGAUGAGGAGGCUGAGGCUCAGAGAAGAGCUCGAUCCAGACAUGUCCGUCAGUCCAGACGCUCCACACAGGGUGUAACUCUCACAGACCUGCAGGAAGCAGAGAAGACAAUAAAGACGGAAAACAGGGGCACAGAGAAGAAAGACGACGAAGAGAAAGAAGCGAAGCAAAAGAAAGCAGAUGAAGGGGAGGUAAGCUGGCGCUCUCGUAUCGCUAACCUGCAGAAGUCGGAUUUGUUGGGACUCACGCACCCACCCGGUGCGCCACGUGCUGAUAAACAGGAUGCGGAGACCACUGCCGGAGACAGCGAGGAGUUGUCGAGAGAGCGCAGGAGGGCUCGGAGGAGAGCGAAAACCAGCGAGGGCGAUGAUAAUGACCCGAGUGUAGAGGAUGAAAGUAGCGGUGGGCGGGACCCACAGUGUGAAUUGUUUUCUGUCUCUCUCACGCAGACAGAAAGGCAUGUGAGCAGCAGCUCUGAUUCGGUCUUGAAUGAUUACAUUCACACGAGAGGAUCAGAUUCCAGGGACUUCAAAAAGAUGUUCGAGGAGGUUUCCAGGGAAAACCGUCGUCUGCAGACGCAGCUAUCAGACAUGCAGAAAACCAUUUCUCUGACACGAUUGGAGUUGGAAAAAGCCACCCAGAGGCAGGAGAGAUUCACAGACUGUACCGCUCUGCUGGAAAUGGAAAAGAAGGAGAGAAAAAGGUUAGAGAGGCGUGCUGCCGAGUUGGAAGAGGAGUUCAAGGAUUUUGGGGACUUGAGAGCGGACAACCAGAGGCUAAAGGACGAGAACGGAGCUUUGAUUCGAGUCAUAAGCAAACUCUCCAAAUAGAGACUGGAGAAGAGCGAGAGAAAUGGCCCAACCCUCCCCCAACAUCCUUCCGAGGAAGACAAGAAAGGAGGGGUGAACGUCAGACACGAAGAACUUCCAGAGAAGAAUGUCACUGUUUUAUGUGGACCGUUCGGAUGGGUCACAAUUUGACUCGACUUGAUCUUUUACCUUUCUGCUAUACGAGACUCGUGUGUGCGUGUUUUGAACUUCAUGCUUGUUUUCAGGAGACCAACGAUGAGACAAAGCUUCAACUUUCUCUUUUCCUUUCACAUAUAUACACACACACACACUUGUGUAAGGACGCAUGCAUGCACCAUGCACAUUUUCAUAAGCGUGACCACACACACUCGACACACAUUCCAUGUCUUGGGCAGUAUUUUUUGUUUUGUUGCAUCUUUGCACGCUACGUCUGCACAACACGCAAACACACAAUUGAGAGGUUUUACCCCUAAAAUCACCGGGAGGUGGUCUGAAUAUUAAGGUGUCGCUCAAAGAGUUAUCGACUCCAGAUAUAUUGACCAAUACAACAAAGACGACAGUCGGUGCAAACUCCUGUGCAUGUCGGAAAACACUUUUUUUUUGGCAUCUUUUCCCACUUUGCGCACUUAUGACGAGCAAUGCGGAAAUUUCUAUUUUCGUAUUUUAUACUGUUGUGUGAAUCCAUCCUUGCUACCGUUGUCUUCGUAAGCGUGGAUGGCUUUUGUUUAUUGUGUAAAUGUACAAAUAUUAUUCGUUUGAAAUCAUAAACGCCAUAAACUGUAACAUGAUAUCAGUUUUAUUUUCUUCACGUGUUGUUUUUCUAAUAUAUUGAAUGAAUGUUGGCACUUAAUAAAAGAUGUGUAUUUGUAGCGCAGUGCCUGUUUCAUUGCCGUUGUAAACAAUGCAUUGUUUUUAAAAAAGUUUUAUUACACAAACGAGGCACCUUUUAAGAGAUUAUUAUUAUUAUUAAAAAAAAUCAGUUUUUUUGCAAGCCCUUGAUUCAAAAUAUCGCCCAUCUGAUGCAUUUUUUGCAUCACGCCCUGUUAUUGUAACAUCACGUUAGCAAUGCAAAGGUUUUGGGUUUAAAACUAAUAAAAAAUGUAUUUCUUGAAUGCACUGCAAGUCAGUUUGGAUAAAAGCUAAAUGUAAUCUAAUUUAAUUGGUGUUUGGGUAGGUAGCUCGCAACUCUUUCUCAUCACUCAUCAUUGCUCCCUAAUGCCCAUGUACUGCUGUCUAGCAGAUGUCCUACAUCAUCCGAAACAACAACAACAGAAGAGAAGAACAGCUGUAAUAAUGGAUCCAACAUUCCCACACAGCCGGAGAGGAAGUUACUGUAAACCUGGACUUUGUCAAACUAAUUUAUACUGUAUGGUGACGUAGACUGACACCUUGUUUAGAUUGUCAGAAAUUGGUGAAAACGUGGGUGAGAAAAGUUCACGUCCGUUCUGUUUGAUCCCUUGGGAGAUUCCUACGCAUGCAACAGAGAUCAGACUCUCGUUACCUUCUGUAAAAACUGAAUGACCCCAUGAGAUACGAAUGCCAACCCCCAUCCUGGGAUCUGUCCGUCUCAUCCACAUAUACACUGACAACAAGCACCGCUCCUAAUAAGGUACGCCGAGCCAGUUCUGCUGUAAAUAUCCCUCAGGCCUGAGACGGAGAGAAAGAGAGAGAGAGGAAGGGAGGGCGGAGAGGAAAAAGUCUGGGGAAAAGAGAAGCGGAUGGAUUGCGGCCUUAUAAGGGUAAAGCCGCUCUUUUCCCAGGGUCUGGAACCCCAAACCUCGGCACGCUGCCAAGAGAAACGCAAUAGGGUUUAGUGCUAUCUAGUGGCUGAGUUGUGUAAAGACUGGAUUUGAUUUGUAUUAUCUUAAUGUUAUACUAGGCCUUCAAUUGCUACAAAGAAAUUUUGGGAAUUUUAUAUUAC